ACUUCCGGAUUUAUCUGUGUUUCGCAUCUCGAUAAAUAAUUCACCUUCCUGCUUCUGAGUCUUCCUCGCCAGGUAACUUUUGUGUAUCUAAUCAAGUUGCUAUCGCGGAUGUUAGUUCAGCUGUGUAUCUAGCUGAAGUUAUUGGACGGCCUCGUCGUAAAGAUCUUUGCACUGAAGGUGCAGUUAAAGUGUCUGUGGCGAGCGACAGCGCAGCUAGCUGCUAACAGGAGUAAAUUCCUGUGUAGCAUCUGAAGCAGAAUAGAAAGACUUUGAGUGGGUCAUCAGGCAGUCUCCUUAUGUCAGCCCGAAACGGGUCUGCCAGUGAUGCAGACUGCCGGAUCUCUGAGGACUGCCCUGUCCCAGAUGUUGAGUUGAUGGAGCUUGGUCCACUGCUGGAGGAGGGAGGAGGGCGGCAGUCGACUUCUAAAGGCAGUCAUCUAGAGGGAGCUGCUAUGCUUGCUGAUGAGGAAGAGGAGGAUGAUGACGUGGGAGAGGUUCUCACCUUACCUCUUCAGGCUCACCAUGCCAUGGAGAAGAUGGAAGAGUUUGUACAUAAGGUUUGGGAAGGGCGCUGGAGGGUGAUUCCCUUCCAUGUCCUGCCAGAGUGGCUGAAGGACAACGAUUACCUCUUGCAUGGGCAUCGGCCUCCUAUGCCCUCUUUUAGGGCCUGUUUUGGAAGCAUCUUCAGGAUUCACACUGAGACAGGAAACAUCUGGACUCACCUUCUUGGGUUGAUCUUAUUCAUUUGUCUGGGCACUUUAACCAUGCUGCGUCCCAACAUGUAUUUUAUGGCACCAUUGCAAGAGAAAGUGGUUUUUGGGAUGUUUUUCCUGGGAGCUGUGCUCUGCCUCAGCUUCUCCUGGCUCUUUCAUACCGUCUACUGCCAUUCGGAAAAAGUGUCUCGCACAUUUUCCAAGCUUGACUACUCGGGCAUCGCCCUUCUCAUCAUGGGAUCUUUCGUGCCCUGGCUGUACUACUCGUUCUAUUGUUCCCCCCAGCCUCGACUUAUCUACCUCACCAUCGUUUGUGUCCUUGGCAUUGCUGCAAUCAUUGUUGCUCAGUGGGACCGAUUUUCUACACCUCGCCACAGACCUACAAGAGCAGGCGUGUUCAUGGGUCUUGGACUAAGUGGCAUCGUCCCGACCAUGCACUUCACCAUUGAGGAGGGAUUUGUAAAGGCUACCACAGUUGGACAGAUGGGUUGGUUCUACUUGAUGGGAGCCAUGUACAUUACUGGUGCGGGUUUGUAUGCAGCCAGGAUCCCUGAACGCUAUUUCCCUGGAAAGUGUGACAUCUGGUUCCAUUCUCAUCAGAUAUUCCAUGUUCUGGUCGUGGCAGCUGCAUUCAUCCAUUUCUACGGCGUUUCUAACCUGCAGGAGUUCCGCUAUGGCCUUGAGGGAGGAUGCACAGAUGACACUUUACUCUGAAAGGCUCAACUGUGACUUGAUUUUCUUUACAGCACCACAACUGGUCAAACAGACACAUAAACACAAAUACACGCACACAAAAUGCUGCUGGAAAUUAAUAUAGUCACUUACUGCUCCUUCUGUACUUCUGAUUUGCUUAAAUUUUGUUUGGGUUUUAGUUGUCUUUCUGCUUUGACUCUUUUUUGCUCAAGAAAGUAGCAUUAAAUAGCUAGUGUGGUAUGGAGGGAACAGACACUAUUUAUUACUAUUACUGUUAGUCUUGGAGAAAGGGUUGGGGAUUUUUUUUUGUUGUUGUUGGGUUUUUUUUCUCCUUCAGCUAAGAUGUUCUGGGAUUUUAACCAAAAUUAGUGUUCCUGAACCUGAUAGUUGUGUUCCCUGUCUGUUACAAAUACAAAAAGUGUACCAAGGCUAAUAUUAUUUGUGCUGUAGCAGAGAGCACAAACUGUAAAUCAUUCCCCUCACAUGCAGAUUAGAGGAUGAAUUGUACUGUCCACCAGGACUGGUGCAGAGCAGUCCAUGAUCCUUGAGUGUACAGGCAUGUUUGUAAAAGAAGGCUUGACGUAUACACAGGUAGUGUGUUUAUGUCAUCAGAUGUAUUAUUAUUAUUAUGGUUUGAAUUAUACUGACAAUGAUUGUUCAUUUGUCCUUUAAACUACUGAGGACCCCUAAAACUCACCUUUGAUCACUCAGCAAUACUGUAAACCAUAAACUGUACGCUGAAAGCCCAUUCAAUACCAGAAUCAGAAGAUAUACCAGAAGAGCCACAAGGCUGACCACUGCACAUGCAGUAGGGUUAUUAAUUUGUAUCACUCUAAAUAAAUGAAUAUGACUCUAAAUAACACAAGGGAAAAAGUUCAUAUGACUUGAUGGGUUGGGUGUUUGUUUGUUUUUUAUUUUGUAGAGAAGUUUGUAGAAUGUCAUUGUUACAGCAAACAUCCCAAACACUUCACUUGAAAUUUGUUAAAUUGCACAAAAAAAGCUGCAAAAUCAUGUGGCUGGCUAUGGAGAAAAAAAACAGCUUAGCUUAAUACAGGUUAGACUGAGACAAAAACUGUGUCAUCCUUUAUCAAUUGGAUUGCACAUCUUUGAUAAUUUGUAGCUAAAUAGUCCAUGGGCUGCGCACAAUGUACAGAUGUGAUUCGGUUAAAUUGCUUUUUCUUUAUGUCAGCUAGAGAUUUUUAUUCUGUUUGAUUUCUGAUGCAAUGAGAGGUGUUGAUAUCAAAUGCACCUUAGUGUAUGCGGUUACAUUAGCAACGUUAAACCCACAAAUAGGUUUCAAAAAAAGUGUUCUGUGUGAUUGAUAUAAACUUUUAGUAUUCCUGUGCCUUAGGCCAAUUGAAAUGUUUUUAAAUAAAAAUGGCCUAUCUUAAUAGUCAAGGGAGCACCAAGGAUUUCUACAUAUUGACUUUACUUGUUUUCCUUGCCAUAUAUGUCAUGUGUAUACAAUCAAAUCAUUAUUGAAAUCACAAUUCCAUUGAUAGGUUGUAUGAACUGCUGUUUAAGACUCCUUUUCUAGAUGAACUUAUUCAAGCUUUAUUACAAAGACUAAAACAUUGUGUAUUCUUGACUUUGUGUAAUGUCUUGUGUAGAAAGUGAUAAAUCAUACAUUUCAUUGAAAUGUAAACCUGAAUAUUUAUUAAUGGUAAAAAAAAAAAAAAAUUCUAAUAAACUUUUUUCCACGUGUACAAUUGUGGUGUU
This is a messenger RNA of Cololabis saira (Pacific saury), 3125 nucleotides long. RefSeq names its product adiponectin receptor 1a (gene adipor1a). The transcript is spliced from 8 exons. Gene Ontology annotation, biological process: adiponectin-activated signaling pathway. Gene Ontology annotation, cellular component: plasma membrane. Lineage: Eukaryota; Metazoa; Chordata; Actinopteri; Beloniformes; Belonidae. Bases 297 to 1427 code for a protein of 376 amino acids. Gene Ontology annotation, molecular function: signaling receptor activity. The record is from RefSeq and is a predicted model, not a curated record.